AUGGAAGAUGAAAGACUGCAAGAACAAGCCAAGCUCGAGGGACCGAAAAAUUGUAUCACGCAAGGUUGCAACAUGUAUGGUACCGAGCUAGGAAACAGUAUUAAUUCGCCAUCUUUACCCAGAGCUACGAUCCUACCACAAAAGUUACCCAUAACAUCACAAAAUUACAAUAAUCAAACGGAUACGUUAAGGUACGGCACGGGACGAUCGACUUUUUACAUGGAAGCCUCACCGAAAUAUUAUGAGACUGCGAAAAAUUUUAGUAAAACCGACGAGAUUAAUUGUCAAAUCGACAACGUGACUUCGUUCAAACGUACCGGAAAUACGGAAACUCCGCCUAAUCCGCCUAAUCCGCCUACUAAUCCGUGUUCUUUGAGCCACGAAAAUUUAAGAAAAAUUCAAAGUUACAACCUUGCACGGGAAGCAUAUCAGCCCAAUGUCAAAAUCGAUGGCGGUCAAUUAUUUAUAAAAAAUCGAAACACGUCUCCGGCACAGAGUAAUGGUGGUGGUAGCAGCAGCAUUUUAAUUUCCGAUUUAACACAUCAUAACGGUCAAAAUCCCGGAAGUAGGAAUUUACCGGAAAUAGAAAACGUUAGUCGUAAAAGAAGUCAAUCUCUGAUGAGUAAAUGCGUCAACGUGAAUGACAAUGCGGUCACGACGAUUAUACCGGUACGUCAGUCCAUACAAAACAGUUUAGAUGAUAUAAUAAGAGAAACGACGGAAUAUUUAAAAGAAAACAACGGCGGAAAUAACGUUUCGUCAGCCGGAAGCGGAAGAAGGAGAAUACCGGUCGAAUACACGGAGGAAACCAUCUCAAUGAACGGAUGUACGGAACGAGGAAAUCAUGGGGAAGAAAUGGAUUAUUACGAGGGUGAUGUAGUCGCUAGGAAAACGUGUUUAAACGUCACGUGUAAAUUUUUCGGGAGUCCAGAAUUGGAAAAUUAUUGUUCGCAAUGUUACAGAGGAAGAUUUGAAAAUUUAGCCAUCGAUUCGUCAUCGAGAAAAUGA
This is a messenger RNA of Pediculus humanus corporis (human body louse), 1008 nucleotides long. RefSeq lists its product as uncharacterized. Bases 1 to 1008 code for a protein of 335 amino acids. Lineage: Eukaryota; Metazoa; Arthropoda; Insecta; Psocodea; Pediculidae. The record is from RefSeq and is a predicted model, not a curated record. The transcript is spliced from 4 exons. Gene Ontology annotation, molecular function: DNA binding; zinc ion binding.